Tyto alba (common barn owl) is the source of this 15163-nucleotide messenger RNA. It is a transcript of the gene TULP4, whose product is annotated as TUB like protein 4. The transcript has 19 exons. The record is from RefSeq and is a predicted model, not a curated record. Lineage: Eukaryota; Metazoa; Chordata; Aves; Strigiformes; Tytonidae. The coding region runs from base 2995 to 7692 and encodes 1565 amino acids. Gene Ontology annotation, molecular function: protein binding.
UGUAGCACAGACAGGAAGCCAGUAAUGGUAAACCCUUUCUUCUUAUUUCAAUGCUAUUUUUUCCUUCAGUAUUAAGGAGGAUGUCCAGCUCUGUCCCACGGGGAAGUUUCAUGGUGCAGCUGAGCUGAUCUAACACUUUCCUGUUUCUGAAGUCUCCUUGCACUUAAGUCUUGUGGGUCCUGCCUGCUCCUUUGCUUCAGCUCCAGCACUCAUCCAAACCUUUGGAGUUGAUCCAGUUCCCUGAGGCCACAGAAUACUCCUCACUUUAUUUUUCUGAUGUUUUAGGAAACUGAGUCUGCACAAGGAGAUGUCAGGCAGGCACCCAGCAGUGAACAGAAGGAGGAGGGCCAAUACGAUCUAGGAAGGUGAUACAUUUUUGGAUGGAUUACUGUAGCAGUGACACUGUGGGGAAUAUUUGGAAGAUAUAACUGACAUACUACAAAUCUGUCAGCAGGAACAUCUGGCCAGGAUGAAGAGAGAAUCAUAAUUGUGAAGACCUUUACAAAGUAAACUACUUGGACACAAGACUGCUGUGCUGAUUUACCUAGGUCUUUCAACAUCUGUCUGAAGUAUUUCAGCCCACUUCAAUUUAUUUGAAAAUGAGGCAUAUUUUCAUGGCUGAUAGGUAGCCUUGGCUCCAGGACAUUGUAGUAGCCAUCUUACAUUCAUCCUCAAGAGGCAAACUUUGCUUUCCUCCUUUCUGCGGGCAAACCCUUGAAUUCAUAAAUAUUCUGUGCCCGAUAUUUGUCAUCAGAAGCCUUCAAGUGGCAGUGCCAGUUGCAAGUACUCUUCCCUUCUGUUUCUGACUUGUGCUGUACAGCUCCACCUUUUCUAUUUUGCCAGUGCAACUGAAUGUGGGACCACACUGGGACCAUGUCAGGGAUUGAUUCAAUUUAAAACAAAAAGGAAAAAACUUCUAAGCACAUUUCAGACUGAUUGAAAUCUAGGCUGCUGUGGUGUCAUACUUCCCACCCCCUUUCUUACAUUGGCGGUAGUGCUGCUGCACGUCAUGGCGAAUUCACUAAAAGAAGCUCCCUUAAAAUGGAUUGCUGUUUUUGGAGGAGUUGGAAGAAUCCAGGGAUUUCAAGCUUUGAAUGACGGGCAUUUUACAAGAUUACCACAACUAAACUGAAAAGGCAGAUGCAGCUCUGAGUACCAGAUUGAGUGAGCUGAUGUGUGCACUGCAUGUACAUGAAAACACACAUGUUUUUGUCAUCACAUAGACUUACUCUUGCAUAUUCCUGAGAGCUUUGCAAUUGAUGAAAAUUAAUUUGAGAACCAGAUGGAGCACCUUUACAGCACAGGAAUCAGUAACCCAUGGAAAGACACCUGCCAGUAAUGUUCAGCUUUCCACAUGGUCUUCACAGGUGAAACAAGUUUGCAAAAAGAGGAAGAAAAAACACCCUCUACACAGAAAAAGCUGAAUAAAUACCUCCACAAUCUAAAUCAAUAGCUGCGAGGGAAACAAGAAUACAGAGGGUAGAGGAAACGGACUUUGUUAUUGCAGAGGAAUAAUGUGUGGUCUUUGGCACAUUUUGUUUUGGGCUCAAUAGAUUGUGAAUGGACUAAUAAAUCAUGACCAUAUGUUGAAUAAUGAUGACUGGAAGUAAAUAAGCUGAGGAACUAUGGGACAAGUCUGGGCAUUGAACUGAGCAAACCUCGUUGUCCUUCUUGAGUUCACCAGGUCAUCAAACUUGCAUAUUCUUUCUCCCUCUCCUUUUUCCUCUUUUCACUUAGUGUGGUAUAAAUACUAAUUAAUUGAGCUCAUAAAUGUUAUUCAAAUAAAACGAUUGGAAUACUUCAUAUGUUUCCUUCUUGUACAGCUGCAAAUGUUGUGUCUGGAACUAUGAAUCUGUGCUGUAGACAAGCAUCAAGAAGGAAAGAUCCGAUCAAACAAGCAAAGAAAAUACCUAGAGAAAUAGCGAACCCAGGAAGUCAGAUUUUUAAUGCUGCUUCUUUUUCUUUUUUAAAUGAUUCUAUUUCUUCCUUCCUUGAAUUUUAGAAGAUUUUGAAAGAGUGCUUACUUGAUGUGCUUUAAUUCUGGCAUUUGUUUUUUACGGUAGGAUGAAAAGUCUGUGAUUCCUUGUAGCAGAAAAAAGGGAAAAGUAAAGGAAAAACAGCUUGACAUUUUAGCCUGUUUCAGAGGAGAGAGAACUUCAUGGUUCACCUGAGGCAAACUUACCUGCUUUGAAAGCUAAAAGCUUUAGAGCGUUUUUGAUUCUGCUAUAAAUGAAGAGGGGGUUUCUUUUUCAUUCGUGUGUGGCAGCAAAAAGUGGGAAAGCAGGCAAGAUAGUGUGAUAAACAGUUCAGGCUGUGUUGGGUCUCUGGUGGAAAAAAAGUGCUGCGAUGAAAAUUGGAUUGGCUUUGGAUUGCAAAAACUUUUGAGUCCAACAAGCGGUUCAGUACCAAGAGGGAUUUCCCAACUGGCCUGGCACAUCAGUGCCUGCACAAGUUCGGGUCUGUUGUUUCACACGGUUUGUGUGCCUUUUUUUCCCUUUAUGCAAUCUCUUUCAGCUUUAGCAGCAGAAAUACAUCAGUUGGAAAAGAUAUGCCAGAGGGCAGCUUGGAAAAGAUGAAUGUCAUAUAUAUACAUAUAUAUGUAUGUGCGUGUGUUUAAAUUUCUGCAACUGAACUUUUGAAGAAAAUCUGACUGGAGGAAAUCUUAAAAGCCUUAAGUUACUUGAAACCUACACAUUUGCAACUCUUUGUCUCUGGAAUUGCAUUACACUAAACUGGAAUCUCAGGCUGUAUAAAGAUUAUAUCAAGUUGAGCAAAAAGAUGACUUAACCGUUUCUUGAGCGCCUCUUAUGAAGUAGCUGUUUCUCCAAAGGAUAAGUGCACCCUCACUCUACAGACUCAAAAACAAAAAUGAACCUGAAUUUUUUUUUAAGUGUUACUUUUUCUUAGCCAACUGCCAUCAUCUUUUAUAGAGGAAUUUUUCACUAUGCAUUUGGUGGAUAUUUAUAAACACUGACCCCAUCCUCCUCCCUUUCAAUGAUCUAUCCCAGCGAUUCCAACAUCCUCUGCCUCUCCUGGAAAGGGAGAGUCCCCAAAAGUGAGAAGGAGAAACCGGUGUGCAGGAGGCGGUACUAUGAGGAAGGCUGGUUGGCAACAGGCAAUGGCAGAGGAGUUGUAGGCGUCACUUUUACUUCCAGCCAUUGCAGGAGGGACCGGAACACCCCUCAGAGAAUCAACUUCAAUUUGAGGGGCCACAACAGCGAGGUUGUGCUGGUGAGAUGGAACGAACCAUUCCAGAAAUUAGCAACCUGUGAUGCAGAUGGAGGAAUAUUUGUUUGGAUACAAUAUGAAGGCAGAUGGUCUGUGGAGCUUGUGAAUGAUCGUGGGGCACAGGUAAGCGACUUUACAUGGAGCCAUGAUGGGACUCAAGCACUUAUCUCCUAUAGAGAUGGAUUUGUGCUGGUUGGUUCCGUCAGCGGACAAAGACACUGGUCUUCGGAAAUAAACUUGGAAAGUCAGAUCACCUGUGGCAUAUGGACUCCAGAUGAUCAACAGGUACUGUUUGGCACUGCUGAUGGACAGGUUAUUGUCAUGGACUGCCAUGGCCGAAUGCUGGCCCAUGUGCUCCUUCACGAGUCAGAUGGCAUCCUCAGCAUGUCCUGGAACUACCCCAGCUUCCUGGUGGAGGACAGCAGCGAGAGUGACACGGACUCUGACGACUAUUCCCCACCACAAGAUGGACCAGCUGCGUAUCCAGUCCCAGUGCAGAACACCAAGCCACUCCUUACCGUCAGCUUCACAUCGGGAGACAUCAGUUUAAUGAACAAUUAUGAUGACUUGUCUCCUACUAUCAUCCGCUCAGGGUUGAAAGACGUGGUGGUACAGUGGUGCACUCAAGGAGACCUACUUGCAGUAGCAGGCAUGGAGAAGCAAAGCCAGCUGGUUGACCUCAGCAAUGGUUCCCUGUUGAAAAACGCACUUGUCAAGUUCUACAAUGUGCGCGGGGAACAUAUCUACACUCUGGAGACACCUGUACAGCGUCCCAUCAUCUCCAUCUGUUGGGGUCACAGGGAUUCGCGCCUGCUGAUGGCCUCUGGACCUGCGUUAUACGUUGUCAGAGUCGAGCACAGGGUCUCCAGCCUGCAGCUGCUGUGCCAGCAGACCAUCGCUAGCUGUCUGCGGGAUGACAAGGAUAUCAGCAAACUGACCCUGCCCCCUCGGCUCUGCUCGUACCUCACCACUGCCUUCAUACCAACAAUCAAGCCUCCUAUCCCAGACCCAAACAAUAUGAGAGAUUUUGUCAGCUACCCAACAGCUGGUAAUGAACGGCUUCACUGCACGAUGAAGCGGACAGAAGAUGACCCAGAGGUUGGUGGUCCAUGUUAUACUCUGUACCUGGAAUACCUUGGGGGACUGGUGCCUAUUCUGAAAGGACGUCGUAUCAGCAAGUUGCGGCCAGAGUUCGUCAUCAUGGAUCCUAAAACAGAUGGGAAAGCAGAUGAAAUCUAUGGAAACAGCUUGAUUUCCACUGUGAUUGACAGCUGUAACUGCUCGGACUCCAGCGAUAUCGAACUGAGUGAUGACUGGGCAGCAAAGAAAUCUCCCAAAAUCAGUCGAGCUAGCAAAUCACCCAAACUUCCCAGAAUCAAUAUAGAAGCUCGCAAAUCUCCAAAGAUGUCACGAGCCGCACAGGAGAUAUCAAGGUCACCAAGGUUACCAAUAAGGAAACCAUCUAUUGGUUCACCAAGCCUAACCCGAAGAGAGUUUCCUUUAGAAGAUAUUACUCAGCACAACUACCUUGCUCAGGUCACAUCUAAUAUCUGGGGAACAAAAUUUAAAAUUGUGGGUUUGGCUGCUUUCCUACCAACUAACCUUGGUGCAGUAAUAUAUAAAACCAGUUUGCUGCAUCUUCAGCCCAGGCAGAUGACAAUUUAUCUCCCAGAAGUGCGGAAGAUUUCAAUGGACUACAUUAACCUGCCUGUCUUUAAUCCAAAUGUUUUCAGCGAAGACGAAGAUGAUUUACCAGUGCCCGGUGCUCCCGGUGCCCCCGCCAGCAGCCCGCCGUGCACCGUCAACAUCCCCAUCGCCCCCAUCCACAGCUCAGCCCAGGCCAUGUCGCCCACGCAGAGCAUCGGCCUGGUCCAGUCGCUGCUGGCCAAUCAGAACGUGCAGCUGGACGUGCUGGCCAAUCCGCCGGCGGAAGCGGGGGGUGAGGGGGCGGGGCCUUUCUCAGGGGCACCGGGCCGUUUUCCGGGCCCCGGGGCGGGGGCGCUGGUUGGGGGGGAGCUGGGCCGCGCUGCCCCCGUGCCCCUGGCCCUCGCCCCGCCGCCCCCCGCACCCCCCGCCAUCGCCCUAGCCGACCUGCGGGACCACAGCGACCGCGAGCACGAGCCCCUGCCCAAGGCCAAGGCCCCACGGCCAGGCCCACAGCUGGGGGAAGGGGACGCCGUCAUCUUCGGGGCCCCUCAGGAGCUGCAGCUGAACAAAAUGAACCCCCCACCACCUUACCCUGGAACCAUCCCCGCCGCGCCAACCGCUGCCCUGCCGCCACCACCGGGUCCCCCGCAGCCGCCCCUCGACCUCUGCCUAAAGAAGGGGGAGUUCUCCCUCUACCCAGCAGGGCACUACCAGACGCCCCUGGGGUACGAGCGGAUAACAACGUUCGACAGCAGCGGGAACGUGGAGGAGGUGUGCCGGCCUCGCACCAGGAUGCUCUGCGCCCAGAACACCUACACCCUGCCGGGGCCCGGCAGCUCCGCCACCUUGCGCAUCACCGCCACCGAGAAGAAGAUGCAGCAGCCCUGUGCCAGCGCCACCCUGAACCGGCUCACGGUCCCCCGUUACUCCAUCCCAACCGGGGACCCGCCGCCCUACCCCGACAUCGCCAGCCAGCUGUCCCAGGGCAGAAGCAUCACGCAGAGGCUAGACAGCAGUAUCAUUCAUGCAACUCUGCGGAGGAACAGCAGAGAGGCAGCCCUGAAAAUGGCUCAGCUGGUAGAUGGCCAGAGAGCCACCUUGCAACUUCCCCCAAAAGCCAAGAGCAGCGUUGUGGCAGGGCAGUACCAGCAGCGAGUACCCACCGCCUUGUAUACCUGCAGCCAGUGCAGCAGCAGCGGCAGCGGAGGCGGGAGCAACUCGAGCGCUGGUGGUGUGGGCGGCAUCUCUAGUGCCAACACUAGUAGCAGCACUUCCAGUAUCGGUGGCAUGAGACCUGAUCUGAGCACGGGGAGUGGCUCCCAGCACAGCUCUGUCGUUGCUCACUCUGUCAGUACUUCGCCUCUGGCCUCCCAGUCCUCCUACAGCUUGCUGAGCCCUCCUGACAAUUCCCGUGACCGAGCGGACUAUAUCAACUCCGCCUUCACGGAGGACGAGGCCCUUUCUCAGCACUGCCCGGUGGAGAAAUCAAUACGGCACGUACCCGUGUCCUUGACGGAGGCUGCCCUCAGUGUAAAACGGCCACCGCCAUACCAGUGGGACCCUAUGGUGAGUGAAGAGAUAUGGGUUCCUCAGGAAAGGACAUCUCAGAGCUCAGUGCCCAACCCUCUAAAACCUACUCCUCUCAUCAUUGGUCAAGCUCAACAUCUGGAUAUGUCUCGAGUGCCGUUUGUUUCCCCCAAGUCUCCAACCAGUCCCACUGCCACUUUCCAGACAAGUUAUGGGGUUGGAGUACCUUACCCAGGAAGCUACAGUGCCCCUCCCCUUCAGGGAAUGCAGCCCCCCUGCUCCCCCAAAGAAGCUCUGGCCCCAACGCAGUUUGCACAGCAGGAGCCCACCGUUGUGCUUCAGCCAGGUUAUCCGUCCAACCUCUCCUAUUGCCCUUUGCCACCCAUGUACCCAGGAAGUAGCGCCUGCUCUAGUUUACAGCUGCCACCGAUCGCCUUGCACCCGUGGAGCUCCUACAGCGCCUGCCCACCCGUACAGAACCCCCAGGGCACCUUGCCCCCCAAGCCGCUCCUCGUGGUGGAGAAGCCAGUCAUGUCUCCCCCACCAGCAGAGCUGCAGGGCCACGUGGGCACAGAGGUAAUGGUGGAGACGGCAGACACCUUCCAGGAGGUGCUCUCCUUGACGGAGAGCCCCGUUCCUCAAAGGACAGACAAAUUUGGCAAGAAGAGCAGAAAGCGCCUAGACAGUCGAGCUGAGGAAGGAAACAUGCAGGCUAUCACCGAGGGCAAGGUCAAAAAGGAGGCAAGGACGCUGACUGACUUCAAUUCACUAAUAUCCAGCCCUCGACUGGGGCGGGAGAAGAAGAAGGUCAAGAGCCAGAAAGACCAGCUGAAGUCCAAGAAGCUAAACAAGACAAAUGAGUUUCAGGACAGUUCAGAGAGCGAGCCAGAGCUUUUUAUCAGCGGGGAUGAGCUGAUGAACCAGAGCCAGGGCAGCAAAAAGGGUUGGAAAACCAAAAGGAGUUUGAGGACAGCCAGCGAGCUGGACGAAUUCAAGUGCCGGAAGGCCAGUGAGAAGGAGGAUGGGAGGCUGGGGAGCCAGGGCUUUGUGUACGUGAUGGCCAACAAGCAGCCGCUGUGGAAUGAGGCAACGCAAGUCUACCAGCUGGACUUUGGAGGGCGGGUGACCCAGGAGUCGGCAAAAAACUUCCAGAUUGAGCUGGAAGGACGACAGGUGAUGCAGUUUGGAAGGAUUGAUGGCAAUGCUUAUAUUUUGGACUUUCAGUAUCCAUUUUCUGCAGUGCAAGCCUUUGCUGUUGCUCUGGCUAAUGUGACUCAACGCCUCAAAUGAACAAGCAGAGACAGGAGAGAGGAAAAUGUUAACCUUCUCUUGAAGUCCAAACAGGAAAAUGUCAGGGCAGCCUGCUUUAGGUGUGCAGAGGUGCCUGGGAGCGAAGAAGGCAGUAAAACUGGAAAAGUCUCUUGGUGCCCAACAGAAGGGCAUUAAUUCUAAUCAGUCAUGGGGUGGAGGGUGGGGGGCUGUUUUCUAUUUUGUUUGUUUGUUUGUUUGUUUUCAGGUGUUUUGGUUUUUUUUUCUUUUUAAGCAUUGUGCUGGGUCUCAGAAAGAGCGAAGGGUUGAGAGCCGUUUAGUGUUAUGUGGAGAAGUGUGGCUUUUGGCUUGUUGUGGUGGUUCUGCCGUGUUUGCUACAGUAGCUGAUGUAAGCUCAUAGGGGGAUUAAAAAAAGACUGCUCUUUUUGAUAGACUGCCUUAUAUCACGCUGUUCUUUUUAAAACAGGGAACAUAACUUUUUUUCUGGUCCAGUUUGUACUACUACUACUACUACUACUGCUACUACUACUACUACUGCUACUCCUACUCUACUACAUCAGUGAUAGCAGCAAAAAAAAAAAGAAGCUAUAAUACUUGAAGACACAUGUUUCUUCUCUGAUUUCUGAUAAUAACUGAGCACCACAAGUUCCAAGGAGGCUUAUGUAGGUCAAUGCUUAAUUUAUAAAUAAUGAUGUAUUAUUCAGAAGAGAAACAGUUGUUACCAAUGGGUGGUUUAAAAACCUGUCUGCUUGUUUUGUGUGCUGUUGUUGGGGAUAAACAUCUUUCAGUUGGUGACAGAAGAUAGAGGAGGAAAUAAUUACAAGCAUUGCUUCUUUGCUAUUGGGGAUAAACACAGGGGAGGAAGUAAGCAUGAGCAUUGCUUCUUUGCUCAUAUUGAUCAGCAGUAUUCUCUGAUUUGGCCUGUAGCUGGGAGAGGUACAGUGUGACCAGAUGUACACCUGAGGUCCUGCCUGUACAUGCUCCUCAUUUAAAUGUGUUUUAUAAACAAAGUCUUUCAAGCAAAUGAGAAGGCCCAGUGUAUUCAGUCGUCUUAGCAAUCAGUAUGAAUCAAGUUCUACAACAGUGUAUCAGUGCUUGAAUUAGGAAGGAGAGAGAAGUGUAUCAUUACAAGAAGCAAUUUCAUCAGGAGAACAAUUUCAUUACAGGAAACAACGUCAUGGCUGGCUGGAGAACAGAUUAGUUGAAAGAAGAAGGAAAAAUUGGACAGAAUCAUCCCUUUUAUCACCUUGAUACUUGAGUAGUCUUUGUGACUGUGGUUUGAGAAUAUAAUGCUCCAGCUAAGAGCAGGAAGCCAAAGUUUACAUGGAGUGUUACAGAGGAAGGCUUAAUAAAGGUAGCAUGACUCUCUGCCAUUCUUUCUGCUGGACAUGCAGAGCUGUUGAGCAUUUCAGAAGGGUUGCUUGCACAGAAGAGAUUCUGUGUUGUCCAUGUGUUGUGCACGUGUUUAUUUGCUUUCUCUCCUUGCCUGCAUUUUGCUACAGAAUACGUUUUGGUAUGGAAGUAGUUUCCCCAGUAAUACACAAAACCCCAAACUAUUUACGUAAUUAUUUGGACAUUAGAUUACAAAACAAAACUGCAGAUUUCCUUCAGAAAUUACUCUUUUGAAGUGAAAGGUACACUGAGAAGGAUAAGUUGGUUGAGGUGUCAGUGGCUGCUUUGUCUUUGUCUUUCAUCCAGUUUAACUUCUUACUUGAAAAACUUGGUAUAACUUAAGGUGAAUAGGUGUGAUUUUCUCUCUUCAUUUUUCUUAAAUCCUAACAGUAGGGCAGAUGUGAGUUGCAUUUGAUUUGUUCUAGAGGAACAUACUGCAUAAGAUAAGACCCUGGUGUAGUAGAAGUUACCAACAUACAGUGAGGUUAUAACUGCUGCUCUGCUGAGGCUUCUAGAGCGGUACAGCACAGAGGGAGUAAUGCCAGAGAGGCAUUUCAGAGAGUUGCCAAGGGAGAUGACAAGGCAGGUCACUCACAGGUAAUGUCCUACAGAGUAAGGUAAAGACCUGCAAGAUGGUUUCCUUAGAGAGAGGAAGCAGAGGUAGGAAGGAGGUAGUGGGUGAGGGGAUGGUACCAUCCCUUGUAUUAUCCCAAAGCUCAGCAGCUUCUGCUUGUGUGUGGGAGUGGUCAGGCACAGCAGUCCCCUUGGCAUCUAGCAAAUUGUUGUUUGUCCAUCAGUUGCCUGGGCCUAUUUGUAUUCUUUCUCACGUGCGUGAUUUAUUCAGCAGUUUGAGUGCCUGUGUAUACAAUAUGUGUGGGACAGAGGAACAGACGUGAAUUUGGCUCUGGUCCCUUAAAAAUCAAUGGAAGCGUUUCCCUUGGAUUUUUGUGGAGGAAGCACUAUUUAGCCUUAUGUCUAUAUUGAGUUAUAUGCUGUACAAAAAGUAGGUUGAAUUCUCAGGCCACUGAUUCCAAUACACAAAAAGGUAAGUUGGCUGAUGAGAAUCCUCCCCCGCCCUAAGGUCUGUGCUAACCGGUCAUACUCUAAUUAGGGUAAAACAGGCACACACUGAACACUGUAAGAGAAGAAACACACCACAGCUUGCUUGCGUGCUUGCUGAGGGAAGGGCCACUCAGUCACAGGUUAGAAAUCUUCAGCUGGAGGAAACAUCAUCUGUAGUUUUAAGCCAAAAUUGUUAGUACAUGGAAACAACAUGAAUGUUUUUUCUGAACAAAAUCAGAUCUAAAUAAAAGGACUUCUGCAUGCAGUUUUUUUAGCCUUCUAGGGAAAAGUAUUACUUUUCACUUGGUUCAUUGCCAAAUUUUUCCGAUUAUCAGCAGUUUUAUGCUAACAGAGAACCAAAAAAUGAAACCCAAUACAAGUAGCAGAGCUAGUAAUUUGGUAUCAUCAGCCCAGGUCAUGAUUGCAUCCUUCUAACAGCACUUAUAAAGAGCCUUGAUAUAGAGAGACCUGGUUUCUGCCCCAGCAAAGCACAAGGAAUAAUUAUCAAAAAUUAGGAAAAUAAAUGUAAUUUCCAAUUUACUUGUCAGAAAAUGCUAUAAGAUAAGAUAAUCUUUUAUCUUUUUGAAAAUAAUUUAACAGCAUCCUUGUAACUGAGGUUUUUGAUGGUGUAGAGAAUACUCAGUAUUAGAGAAUGAAAAUACUCUCAAAUAUAUAGAAUUUUAAUGAAAGGAAUGGGAAUUAGGUAAAUGUCUGAGUGUGCAACUGGAUCCUAAAUUACGUAAAGAACAAGUAAGACACUUGUUUUAUUUUUCAUUGAGAUACAAUAUAGGAAGCAAAUUUAAAAGCCUCCCACAAAAUAAUCACUUAGAUACUGAAGAUCGCUAUUGCAUUCAGCCAAAAGAUAGAUGUUACGUUUUAUAUUUCAUUAGUAAACCCCAGGUUUUCCAUAGAUAACUAAGUUCUUCAAGGAAGAAUGUAGCAAAGUGUUCAGAAAUACCUAGUUCUUUUAUACAUAUGGUAAUUUCCAGUAGUUAAGUAUGUUUUUUCCAAAGCUUUUUUUAGUUGUGCAAUAAUUGUGACUGUCUAGGGGGUUUACGGGGUUUUUGUUGGGUUUUUUGGUUUUGUUUUUUUUAGGGAGUUUUGAGUGGAUUUUUAAAUAUAAUUUAAUGCAGGUUUCCUGUUAAUGUCCAAAAGACAAAUUAUUUAUCUUGCAUAAUGUAUUAAGUGAUUUAGGGAUUAUUUUAUUACUACGUAUCAGUGAGUUACACACACUUUCUUAUUUAUAUUUAAAGAGCAUCUUUGUAAGUAAUUGUUUGCUAGCAGUAUGUUUUGCUGCCAGAAGUUAAAAUGCGUAUAAGAAGACCUGUUUUUUGCUGGAUAGUAUGAAAAAUUCCAUAAUGCAGGCAGGCAAAAAUAUUUUUUUGGCAGCUGAACAGAGUGAGUUUGCUAUGGAGGACUGCGUAGACUACAAAGAGUGUACAUGACUUCUUUGAGACCUGCAGAAAUCUGUCCUUCUCUACUGUUCUCCUUCUUUGUUUCUAACUAUAUGUUUCACUUGGGAGUGGUUUUAAAAAUACAAGGCUUGAUUUGCUUUCCCUCUUCUUAGUACAGUGCUUUUUCUUGAAGUAUAAAAUAAGGUAGGUUAUGUGAUAAAAGAGGGUAUAAUGAUAUAGGCUCAGUUUGUAAGAAGUUCAUUGCAUAGUUUAGUAGGGUUUGGCAAUGCUGUAAUUCAGUGCUAUGCAGAGAUACAAACUAGCUUGGAAUAAGCCAGCUGAGGCAUGAGAAAUAGUGUAGCAGUAGAUGCAUUUUCCACUGCUCAGACUAAUAACACUCCUUCUUCAGCUGUGUUCAGCCGAUUCCAACACAGCCAUGAUGCUCCUCAUAUCUGAGCUAGCGCUGCACAGACCUGGUGGAGCUGAGCCCUGAGGCUGCUUGCAGCAGCUUUGACUCUUUAAGAUGCUCCAUCAGAAACGCGGAGGAGCAGGCAUUCCUCCACUCGUCCUCAGAGGUCUGCUCCAAGAGCAGCGUGACGCUGCCACAGGAUUUGGGUGCAGCAGCUUUGGGCAGUGAGAGCCUCGAUGCCAGCCAGUGGCCAUGGUGGCCAUUUGAGGUCAGAGUCUGCCCCACUGGAGUUGCAAAGGGAUGCAACAGAAAACCUGAUUCUCUUGAAACAAUAUUCUUCAAAAUAUCAUAGGAAUAUAGCACCUAACAGAGUCUAAAAAUUGAAACUUAAAGUCCAGUAUGAAGUACACCAUGCAUGGUGUGGCAAAUUUUAGCUUGAAACAGUGAGAAUGUUGUGUUUCUGCAGUAUCAUGUUUCUGUAACACCCUAAGAAAGUAUGAGAAGGAGGGGGGUGAAAGAGUUAAAAAAAAAAAUUACCACAUUAUUAAUUUUGCACUCAGUUCCAGAGGUAGCAGUAACAUGUGCCAUGGGAUGACUGAAUAUUGGUAAAUCUGCACACAGGUUCAUGUCAGUUAGAUAAACUUCCUGUGAUGCAACUGCAAGCAAAACAGUUCCACAUUUCUCUCUCCAGUUUUGUUCCAUUGUUUUUAUGAAGAUGCAUGAAGGUCUGCAGGUGUCAGACAAAGAUAUCUGACUUUGCUGAGGCUUUGAGCCAAGACUUUCCAUAGGUCCAGGCUUUCUUUGAUGUGUCAUUUUAGUGCCCUCUCAGAAAUUCCAAACAGAUUUCGGAGCUUGCCUGAUUGUUGCUUCAGACAAUUCCUGUGCAUUUACUUUUUGCAGCCUGGUGCAUGUGAGCCUAUGUUAUCUUGGUGCCCUGUUACUUGUCAGAAGCAGUUCAAAUCCUCAUAUGAAGAGACCAGCAUGUGCAAAAACUGAUUUGAUUGAAAGAAAGAGGAGAGAAGACAGAGUGAGUUUUCACUAGCUUUUAAGAAUGUGUUUCCCAGAACAAGUUUGGAAAUUACACAUUUCUGCAGAGCCCGAACCACUCCAGACCAGUAAAUCUGACUUGGAGAUUAGUAACAGAUGAGUCACUUGUGUGGCAUGCUGACAGAGGGCCAACUUCUAACUCGCUACAUGGUUACACCAAGCUACAUAAGAGAGUAGCAUCUGACCCAAAACAUACAUUCCCAUUACUGUGCAAUUGUAAAAUAAUAAUGACUUAUAUGACCCAUAUAUCAACUUAAGAAAAAUAUAAAGCAUUAGCCAACAACUUUAUUGACAGUUCUGUAUAACCCCCCUUUGAAGAAUGCUGGAAGUAAAAUCCUUGCCACAGGGUAGUCAUUCAGAUAUUUGCCUUUUAUUCACAUUUCUAGGAUUCCAUCACAGGAGAGCAAGCUGUUUAUGUUACUUAGACACUGGCAUAGUGGUUUUCCCACUAUAAGAGAGCAAGUGUUAUCAUAUUGCUGACAAAUACGGGAAAAUUCUGAUAGAUGAAUAUUUUCAUUUUCAAGUCCCUUCACCUUCAAGGCAAACUCAAUUCUCCAUCAGCAAAUACCAAUUCAGAGUCCUGAGAACUAGUCUGCAGAUAGGCACCACAGUUUCUCUUUGCAGGAUUGGAAUUUACAUGCACCAUUCCUGAAGGAAUAAGAUUAAUUAUUACUUGUGAACAGUGGACUGUGUGAAUUAUUUUAUCUUUGUAUUUAUAUAAUUCUAUUCUAAAAUAAUCCUGCAGAGAAGUUUUAAGAUUAAAAGACUCAGCUUUGUGUGUUGCCUGGUAUCUCUGAAGAUGUAUCAGGAGAUAAUUUCUUUGGGCAAUUUGAUUGUUGCUGCAUCUAGAAAAUUAAAUUUUUGAAAUUAACCAAAUAAAAGAAUGAAAUGGGAUUCAAUGAAGCAAUUCCUGCUAAGAAAAUUAAAAACUUCACCUUUCAACUUUUGAUUUUGCAAAUGGAUCUAUGAUGAGAAAUUUGCACUUCAAGGCAAAUUGAUUGUUGUGGAGAACUAUGCAAGUGCACAGGUUUGCUGACCCAGAGCUAACGGCAGGAUCAAAACAACAUGAUUUUGUGACACUUAAAAUUAAAUAAAUGAAAAUACCAAAUACUUACCUAUCCAGAGUGUUCAAUGAAAAAAUUAGAUGGUAUGAUGCCAAAGCCUGCCAGUUUAUUCUUAAUCCUUGCCCUCCAGUUUACAUUGUUACAGAUUUAAAAAUAGUCUCUGAUCCAGCAAUUCUGAAUCCUGACAAAUGUUGUCUAUUUGUGGAAUGUUUAUUUUACUGGCCAAGAAGAUCACUGAAGAUCUGGAUUAAGAUUAAAGUAUUAAUAAAAAAGAAACAUUUUUGAACAGUGUGCAGACACCUGAGUUUCAAGUAUUUCAUCUGAAUAGUGCUCAGUUUGUAAUUCCUACCUAUGUUGUUUCAAGCUAUUUGUUCAGAACUUUCCUUAUUUACCCUUUGUUUCCUUUGUUUGCUUGAUACACGUUUUGCCUUCGGUUGCCUCUCAUUUCACUAUUUCUGCAUUCUCUGCUUCUUUUUCUUUUUACGUGUUAUGUGUUUGGGGAAGGGUUUGUCUGUUCAAGCUCUCGUUGUUUAUUGUAGAUAAAAUAUAUGGUGUUGUGGAAUAGCAUGAGGAUGCAUUUGGUUGAAAAGGCACUGUAGUGUUUCCUGAAAAAGAAGGGGAGUUGCAUUUGUUUAUAAAUGCAUUAUUUUGGUACUCUACUCUGAAUAUGAUUUGGGAUUUUUUUUUUUUUUAAUUUAACGAGCAUAUAGUCAUGCAGGUGCAUGCAUUCUUAAACUAGCAAGCCCAGCAUGUUUUUCUUAAGGCUUUUAAAAAUUUGGUACACAAUUUGUGUGCUUUUACAUACCUAUACUAUUUUUAAAAUAUAUUUUUGGGAAUCUCAAGUUUUCUUCACUUUUUUUUUCCUCAGUAUACCAUGGUAUACCUGGUUUCCAUUGUACUUAAAAACUACCCUGAUCUGCCUCUCCUUUUAUGUAUCUUGUGUAAUAGAAUUUGCAGGAGGUGCCUAGAAAGCAUUGUUGGUUUCCCUAUAAAAAUGUGGUUUGUCCAAAUUCUUUACUGUCCACAUGAUUGAGAGAUGGACUGAUUGCCCUGUUUUUCCUUGAUGAUUUGGAGUUGUAAGAGUUGUCCAGCUGUUGCUUAAUAAAAUUUUGCAGACUAGAAAA